GUCAUGAAGGGUUGAGUGGCUGAGUGGGGUCCUUUGUCCCAUCGUCUCUUAUAAGAGGAAGAUUGAAGUCGAAAGCGGUUGGCCAAAAUGCCAGAGGAGAUGGCGGACGGUGGGAGGAGGCUUGUGACCCUCGACGACCUCAUCGAUGCCUUGGACAAGCGUGAGAGGGCGCCGAGCAAUGUCCCAAAGGUCGAGACAUUUCAUUUCAAGGGAGAUCGGGUAUCUGAUUGGUUGGAUCUGACAGAGCAGGUGCUGGUGGGACUGUCAGAUGAGGUCAAGCUCCAGCGGGUCCUGAGGUGCAUCCUGCACAGUCACCAUCGGGAAGUAAGUAAGGUUGUGGAUGCCGCCGGUGGCAGUUGGACAAAGUUUGGGGACCUAAUGCGAAGGAAGUACAGGCUGGGGGACGACCUGUUGACCAUGGCCGACUUGGAGGCCAUGAAUAAGGAAGAUUUCUCUACCAUUGGGGCGUUCGUGCACGAGUUUAAAAAAAAGGCGAGGAAAAUGCACGGGAUUUCUGAGGAGGCACAGUGCGCCAUAUUUUUGGGACUGCUUAUGGGCUCGGAGGCCACAAAGCUGACGAAGUAUGGGGAAGGGAGUGAGAGACUCACCUGGGCAACCAUUGACAAGGGAGUGGAAGAAUGGAGCCUGGACCAAGUGGAGCAACACCAAAUGAGGCUGCAAAGGCGCAAGAGGAAGGAAAGGGAUGCUACUGCAUCCGGGACCCCAGGGGUGAAGAGAAUUGUCACGGACGUGUUGGCGAUACUGGGGUAUGAUAACGAAGCGGAGAUACAGAAAAGAGGGGUGCUAGUGGCCCAAGGCCGGGCGUCAGGGGCAGUGGAUGAGGAGGCUGGGCAAGAAGACUACGGCGGAGGUGAGACAGCCCCGACUAUGUUUAGAGUAUGGCAAGAAAGGGAGGAUCCGGGUGUGAGGGUCGAAGAAAUUGUGGAUGAAAAUGAAGAAGUGACUCAACGGCUAAGGGCAGGGACUAUAAAGGAGGAGCCUAUAGUCGUUGAGUCAGACGAUGAGGCGCAGGAGGUGGUGAGAGAGUCAGCCUCGACCAUCCUGGAAACGAUGGAGGACCUGCUUGCAGAGGUCGGCAGGUAUCAGGAACGACUAAGGGCGUUGUGCGAAGAGGCCCGGGAAUGGGAAAUGAGACUCCCUAAGGUGAUGCUCUAUGGGUCCGGUCCGGAGUCGUCAUCAGGACCGCAAGGGUGUCCAAGCGUGGCGACGAUCGGGGCAGGUCCUAGGUCAGGGAUGACCUUCAGACCCCCUACGUCGCAUGGGAGGGUACCACAGGCCGCGCAGAGUAGAGGCCAAAAUAAGGCUACCGCUAGUCAAGGGCCCAGCCAGGCACCUGGUCGGGCGCCUCCUCGAAAGGACCCUGAGCCUGAGCGAAGGAAAGAGGUGGUAGAGGUUCAAGAAGAGGAGGAUGAGGGUGAUGACGAAGAGGAUGAGAGGCUCCGCCAGGAAGAAGAUCGGCGAGCUGAGCAGAGGGCCAAGAAGAGAGGGAUUCAGGGAGGGGCGGAGCCGAGCCUGCACGAUGGCGUGCCAAAAAGGAAGAAGUACGCGGUCCGGCUGGAGGAGGGCUUUGACGUGGAGCGAAUGGUGGACAAGCUCUUGGAAGGCCACAAUGAUCUGAUGAAUUUAAAAGACAUCCUGGCGUCAGCGCCAAGACUCCGUGAGAUCGCAAUGGUGGACACGGGCGCCGAGAUGAAUAUCAUCCGGGAGCGGGACGCGACUAUGCUAGGGCUGGAGGUGGAUCAUUCGGACCAUGGUGUACUGCAUGGCGCCAACUGUAAGGCCAUUUUCUGCGGCACCGCGUCUAAUGUGAUGGUGGAGAUUGGGAGGGUAAGGGCGCGAACGUGCUUCUUCGUCAUGCCCGAUGUCGACCACCCUAUCCUUCUAGGGAGGUCGUUCCUCUGCCGAACGGAGACCUUGGUCUUCAACAGGCAUGAGGGGACGAUGAUCCUGACUCUAUCCGAUCUGGCCUGCGGGAAUUACGAAAUCAUCAAGUGCCGGAACACAGAGCCCGGAAGUGGGAGGAACAGGCUCAACCUCGGCUCCUUUACCUUCGAGGAGUCUGAGCACGCGCGACGGAGACUCCGGGAGGAGCAGGAGGAGGAAGGAGCAGGCGAGGUGUUGUCCCCGAGCCUUAACGAUGUAAAUAAGGCAAUGGAGGUGGUGGCGGCACAUGAUAUGGCGGACCCUGAAGCUAUAAAGGAUUUGCAACGAAUGAAUGCAGUGACGGUGCGGGACGCGGCAGGAUUGCCGAACGCAGACGCCCUGUCAGAGUCAUGCGCAGGGAGGCCUAUAAUCUCACUUAUAGACCUUUAUUCUGGGUAUGACCAGUUUCCUGUGUACCCGCCGGAUAGGCUGGUGACGGCGAUGCAUACGCCAAGGGGGCUGAUCCACAUGAACGUGGCCCCUCAGGGGUGGACUAAUGCGGUGGCGAUGGUGCAAAGGCACAUGAUUAGGGUUAGUCCACAUAUUACCCAGCCCUACAUUGAUGAUCUGGCGGUCAAGGGUUCAAAGGAGAAGGAGGAAGACGAAGUGAUGCCAGGAGUGAGGCGGUUUGUCUGGAAGCACGUCCAGGAUAUCGAUCAGGUUUUGGGUCUGCUGGAAGGACACAACCUGAUGGCGAGCGGCCCCAAGUCGAAGCAUUGUAUGAGGGAGGCCACGAUUUUGGGCUUUGUCUGCAACGAGAAGGGGCGGAGGCCAGAUGUGAAGAAAACGAAUAAGUUCCUAGAGUGGUCUGACUUUUCGAAGGCAGUCAUGCAGAGGGGCGGAAGGGACGCACGGCCACGGCAGGGACCCCAGGGAGCAGCGGGGAGAGACGAGCGGCACGAGCCGCCUAGGAGGGAGCCUACGCCGGAGUUCGAUGACGACAACAUUGAGCUCUUCUUGGAUGUAUAUCGGGAUUAUGCGGCACAAAGAGGAUGGUCAAUGGCGGAGAGGAUUCACCACUUGAGGGGUAUAGGGCGGUUCGAGGAGCCUGACGCUCAGAUAUGUGAGAAGACCCUGACUUGGCCGGAUGUGGAGGCCGGAAUGCAGAGGUUGAGAGCUUCCCCUAGAGGGCGCGAUGGCAUGCCCAUUCGAUUGGAGGAGGGGAACGCGGAGGAGUUCAGUCCCGUAUAUGAGCACUACAUGUUGAGUCAGGGGAUUGCGCGGGAGGCGUGGGUGCAGGCCCUACUUAUCUGGACGAGGGGGGCAGAGAGGCCGGUGGCCAAACAGAUUCGGGAGAGGGCUCGAGAUUGGGAGGACUGCCAUGCUCAGCUCAGGAGGGCGUUCGGACGGCCACAGCACGAGAGGCAGGAGCCCAGGCAUUCAUGGCCAGAGGGGAUUCCUGAGCCAGGCAGCGAGGAGAUUCCGGAGUCUCCCCCUGAGGCCACCGCUAUGCCUGAGCAGGAGGCAGAGGCGGAGGGUCAGGGAGCGUAUGAGAGAGCGAGGGUGGAGGUACCCCUUGACUUGCCAUCGACCACGCACGUGACCAAGAGCCCAGUUAUCGAGGAGCCUGUUCCAGCGGAGUUACCGCCAACAGUGCCAUGCACGAGCGAGGGGAUGGGGGCUGAGGCGUCGACUCCGGAAGGCCAGGGGCCACGAGUGAGAAGAACCCCAAGAGAGACCCGCGAAGAGAAGUUCGCCCGAGUGUGGGUCCGUCUGGAUGAGAUACACGCGAGGCAGGCUGAGAUGGAGGCAGCAGGAAUAGAGCCGACACCGCCGGUCGAGCCCAAGACGAGUGAGCAGAGGAUCGACGAAUUGUGGGCUAGGUAUAAAAGCCAGAGGGAUGCAGGCCGCCAAAGGUCACGAGAGACGGGACAGGCGGACGAGGGGGCGGGUGAGCUGAGAGAGGUGGGGGACUUGGGGUUCUCCGCGACCAGGCAGGCGAUUGAGCGCAUGGAUCGGAGGGCUUCGCCGAGUCAGGGAGCAGUGGUGGAGGUCUCUCGACAGGCCGAGCCAAUGGAGGAGGUGCCCUUGGACGCAGCCGAAGAGGAGGGUGGCGCACAGGAGUCGCUUAUGGUUAUGUCCACGGAGAGAAGAGGUUCGCAUUUGCAUGAGCUGGCGGCGGCCAUGGGGAUAGGCACGCCACAGGAGGGGUCUCAGAGACUCGACGCUCCAGAGCAUGCCCCGAGGUUGGGAGAGUUGAGGGUGGAGCUAGGCUCAUGGGCCACGGGGACGGACUCAGGAGAGCCUGACUCGCGACAGCAGCAACAGCGGGAGGUCAUGAGUGAGCCCACCACCAUGGGGGGCUCUCAGCCGUCAGGAGCAUGUGGGGAUGAGGUAGUGGUGGUGGCAUGAGUUGGAUACGUCAGGCUCUAAACCAGUGA
Messenger RNA from Chara braunii, 4325 nucleotides. The record is from the annotation of a GenBank genome assembly. Lineage: Eukaryota; Viridiplantae; Streptophyta; Charophyceae; Charales; Characeae.